GAAUUCUUGAAACGAUAUAUUUAAUAUUUAAUUUAGUUCUUAUAGUAAAUGGCUCCAGUACUUGGUUUGUUGGAAAAUGAAGCGAAAGUCAAGUCGAUCAUCAGAAACAAUAACCUACUCGAAAAAAAGUUUUCGAGCUUUCAAAGACAGUGUAGAGACCUAUCAAGAAACCAUGCACUCCUCGAUUCGUGUUGUUCACAAGUCAAACAUUCGGCAACAGCCGCAGAAGAAAUGUCAGUCAGCGAUAAAGAUGUGAAAAAUCACCAGAAGAAACUUCAUUCAUUUUUGGCACAGUCUACUGAUCAAGUUAACUCCACGAUUGAUAAAAUGGAUUUUUUCUGUUCCAAGGGCAAUCACUCUCUUCCGAUGGAAAUGUCAGUGCUUUCGAUCACACUUCCAUAUGAAGCGUGUAUUGAAAAAUCUGCAAAAAAACACGAAACUAUGGUUUUUUCCAUUGAUGAAGUUUCGAGUGCUGUUCAGCACCUGGAAAAUGAAAAAGUCGAUGUGGAAAAGCGUCAAUCUUCAACAGGCAAACUUAUAUUUCAAACUGAAAAAGAAAUUAUGAAGCUAAAAGAAGAGAUUCAAGUAAAUACAAAUCUCGAGUCAAAUAUUAUUCAAUUGUCUCUGGAGAAGCUUUCUUCAGUCAAAGACUCUUCUACGAGUGAAAAUGUUUAUAAAGCGAAACUGGAAGAGGAGAUAAACGAAGCCAGGCAAAUAUAUGAAGACGCAUUGAAACAGGAUGUGAUCAGCCAAGAAUCAGCUAUGAUGACCCAGCAACUAGAAUCUCUUAAUGAGUUGUGCUCUGACCUCAGUGAUCUUAACAAAAUUAAUCUUACAUCUAUCGAAAAGUUUCCUGAUUGCAAUGAGGUAUGCGAGCUCUCCGAUGAACUGCAAACUCUUGAAAAGUCUGAAGCUGAAAACUCAGAAAGUAUAAUAAAUCUCGAGGCGUCGUUGGAAGAUAUUAAAUAUCAGAACAAGAAAGUCCGUAAGAGUUUUGAUCAAAUAAACCAAUUGGAAAACGCAUAUAUCGUUAAAAAAGAGGUUCUGACUCGGAAGAAAUCUGCUAUCGAGGACGUCAAGCGACAAAUUGCUGAAAGCAAAAUCACAUUAAAUAAAUUGAAAGUGACUGUCCGUGCUGUGGAACGAUCUGACACCCCAGAGAAUGUGGAAUCAAAGAAAGAAGAGGCUUUUCGGCGUCUCGUGGCAUCUAGCACUGAACUUCCCGGACCAGAGUCAUUCCAGCGUGACAAUGUUCGAAAUGUGGAGAAAUCAUUGCGUUUUAAGAAGUGGAACCAAAGAACCACGUCGCAGUCGUCGUUCACUUCAGAUUCAACACGAUCUAUUGGACCGAUUGGUGUGCAUUAUCCAGGGAUAAAACUUAUCAACAAAGACGCUGCAACGCCCACUGAAGUUAUUCGGAAGAUUACAUCGGAGCUAAAUGAAUCUGCUACUUCUGAAGAUUCAACAUUCGAUGACGAUACAGGCACAACACAGGAUGAGUCUGGAUUGAAUGCAUUCUUUAAUUCUCCGGUUAGCAAAGAACAAACUUCAAUGCGUCCACAGUUUUCAAUGAUUGCUCAUAUGGAGAAGUAUGAUACAAUGCAGGCCAAGAAAAACAUGGAUAAAUUGCCUGAUAAUGUUCGCCGAGAAAGCGAAAUGGAACACAUUUCCCAUAAUUACGGCCGUCCCUCUGAAGUUAACCGCCCGGCGAGUGUUUCAUCUAAACGCCACGAUCCGGCUGCAAGUAUAUCGGCAACAUCGGAAGAGUCGAUCCUAUCUGGAACCACUCAGGAUGAAUCUAUGCUCAAUGAUUUCUUCAAUCCAACAGGCACCGACGAAAAACUUAACGACGUUGAGUUUUCCAUGACUGCGCAUGUGGCAGAAUUCGAUAACAGACAAAAAGCAAAAAGAGCUGCAGAGCAAAUUAAGAAGAGUUCUUCAAAAAUAUCUGGCAAAAAAGAGGAAUCAGUUGCAGAUGAUAAAAGUGGCUCUGGCAACAGCUACGUAGCUGAAAGUGAAGCUGGCUUCUCACAAGGAUCUGAGGAAAACGAAUCCAUGGAUGAUGAGGAUUUGGUUGCUCCAGAUGAUGGCGGUCUAGAUCAAACGAUUUGGGAUGGUGACGACUAAAACUUUCUACAUUCUAAUUUAAUUCAUACUUUUUUGUGUUCCUCUUAUACGGAAUUUUCGCGUAAUCUUGUACUAUUCCAUCAUGUUCCUAUUGUUUGUGAUCUGUUAUAAGUUAUAAAUCAUUGUUCUUUAAUAUUUCAAUAUUAUUGCUGUCACUGUCAAAAUGCUAAUUAAAUUUAUCUUUAAAA
This is a messenger RNA of Caenorhabditis elegans, 2315 nucleotides long. RefSeq names its product Protein MRVI1 (gene syp-6). Lineage: Eukaryota; Metazoa; Nematoda; Chromadorea; Rhabditida; Rhabditidae. The record is from RefSeq and is marked reviewed. Bases 49 to 2127 code for a protein of 692 amino acids. The transcript has 10 exons.